CCUGCCUGCACUCACAGCAAAGGUAAACUUCCUUUGGCCCACAUUAUUGCCGCAUUUGUUAGCCAGAGUCAGAACCGGGCGCACCACGACGACGAGGACGCUCUGCAGCAUUUUCUUCUGUUCUCACGUGCAAUAAGGGCUAUUUUUAGUGACCGGACAUAGUGAGAGGUACUUUAAUAAGGACUUACCUUAACAAAGCCCUUGGACUUCCUGGAGACUGCAAGGAAAGUGACCCACUGACCGAAUUGGGCAGCCACUAAAAGUACUCACAAGGGUCACUUCACUCAAGGAUAUACUUUUUGGAGGGAACAAAAAAUUGUGAAAAAAAAGUGUGUAAUGGCUUUGAAUUCGGGGUGAGAUAUUUUUAUCCGCCCAAAAAAGUGACCAAGCAAUAAUUUUUAAAAAGUGUUUUAUUACUCGUACUGGAAGAUAAAUAAGAUAAGAAUAGUAGAUAACUAAAGUAGGAAAAAGUGGUUAUCCACCACCGAUAAGUGACACGGGAUAAUAAUAGAAAAAAAUCAGAAAAUAAUGACACUAUUGUCCAGUGCUGGGGGGAGAAGGGGUCCCCAUUUUUUCAGUUUUCUUCUCUUUCACACACUUCUUCUCACUCAGAUCUACUCAACUCUUGCGGAUCCAAAGUUGCAAGACGCAUCCCUUUCUUCAUGUGCAACAAAUGAGUUCAGAUGUGACUGCGGGGUUCCGAAAUGUGUAGACAAAAGCUUAGUUAAGAAUGGAGUCAAAGACUGUGAAGACGGGUCAGAUGAAGGGGAGUGGGACCCAUCGAAAUGUGCGAUUAAAAACAGGACAUCGGAAGACAUCAGAUUCAAGAGAGCCGCAAUACCAGAAUUCGGCGGUGGUGACGCGACGACAACAUUUUUCACCAAUGAACGCGCCCGCACUCGUCCGGUCGGCUUAUUGUCAACGUCUCUCGGAGCCUUCGUGACUUCCGGGACGACGACGGAAUAUCUGACAAAAGUCCUUGGCACGUAUAUUAAAGGAACUUACGCUCGGAUCGUUUCCACCUCUUCGAAAGUUUAUCACGCCGUUCCCACCGAGCAAGCCGGUGGUGGGGGUGAGGUUCGACCUACGGGAUUCAUCGCAUCCACGACAUCCACGGAGAUCAACGGUUACGCCACGACGGUUCAUUCUACAGAAUUUUACCGGACUUAUAUCGACGGAACGUACGCCCAGAUUGUCUCGAGCACUUCGAAUGUCAAGUAUCCGUCAUGGUACACUGAUCGAAUUGAGGGGAUUGAGCCAACUGCGGUGGAUCAGCUUGUAGGAAAAGUUUACUCAACGGCCCUCCUCCCAGCCGAAGUGAGGGGAAGUUUCGUCGCCCCGAAAAAUAACGUGAUUUCCUCCAAGGCCUACGCCGAAGUGGGCAUUGUUUCAGAAGAUGAGGCGAAUCCGGGCUCUUUAAAACUCCUCCGACCCAACAACAAUGCCGCGAACGAGCUCAAAGUGACCGGAACGCAUGGCAAGUUUGUCCACGCGGAUCAAGACCGUGGAGACGAGACGACUUACAACGUUUUUACGGGAAGCUACGUCCAAAAUUCGAAAACUUUCCUCUUCUUUUUUGGAAAUACGGUGAUUGAUGCGACCAAGGCUGGUUUGGGGAAUACUUCGCCUGCCACGCUGACCGUGGAGAGUGGUCGUCGACCCGGAAAUAGUGUUAUGGUGGACAUGUCGAAAAAUCUACGGGUUGUGGUACCCUCCUCAAACAGUCGGGUUAAGGUUGAUGGUUCCAUUGGAGGGGAAAGAAUGUCGGGUGUGCUGGUUGAGAUCGAGGGUUCCGAGAUUGGCGGGGAUGAAUUUAUCAGUGUUGACGGCGCACAAGAAGUGGAAGGCACACCCACGGUGGAUAUGAUCACGAUGACGUUGGGAGACACGACUCAGGAACGAGUUUCCUCCUCCUCAUCGUCCUCAUCGACUGGAAAUAAAAAUAAUAAUGACAACGAAAAUGAGAUCCCACAAGGGAGAAAGGUCCCAGAUUCGCUUAUUGCACCAUCCCGUGCCGCAGAACAGCUCAGCCUACCCACCUUCACGGUCGGGCAGCCAGACAUGGUCGGUUUGGAGCAGGAAGUCACCACCCCACACGUCGCCGACAUGUUGGUCGACUCCUCGACAAAAAAUCCUGUCCGUGUCGCUCAAGCGCCAGUCUUCCUCAAAACUACGGAACGUGCUCCACCCGCCCGUUCUACGGAUCGGAUUCGUGCCCUUGGCUACACUCAGAAGAAGACGAGCUCUUCUUCUGUUGGUGGUGCUAAUCUGAAUGGACGCUACCCCAUGCCCAAUCGAAGUCAUAGAGCAUUCUCGGGUUUCGAUGCGGAGAAAACGGCGUCAGAUUCGGAUAAUGAUUUGGCCGGGGCUGCUUCUACGGGACGAGCGACCGUGACAUAUGUGGGGUUUGCCGACUUUACAACGACGGUGGGAAACACGGUCAUUGUAUUUAUGCCGAGGACCAAGAUGAUUGAGGAUUUGAGCGUGCACGCCACAAAGACGAGGAAUGAACCGUCCUCACAACAGAUCGAGCCGACGAGAUAUGUCUACCAUACGGGAAAUGGGGAUGAAACGACGACUACCACGGAGGGAAGUCGAGAUGAGGAUCACAUCCAGUUCUCCGUGUCGCAAGUGCAAGGGAGGAAAGUUCUUGAUGAUAAGAAGAAAGCAUCUUCAUCCUCAAAACGAGUCACUUUCAGGGAUGAAGAGGAUGAAGAAACUACUACGGAAAUUAACCCAACUUCCGAGAUUUCUGGCCGAGAGACGAUCAUUCUCGGGUCAAGUAAGAGUUCGGGAGGUCAUCAAAUACCGAAAGUGAGACCAUCAUCAACUUCGUCGUUGUCAGAUAAGAGAAAUUCCCUCUUUUCCACCCCGAGGGCAAAGUUCACGCCAAAGUCGAAAGAGGCUUCAUCGUCAUCAGCUUCGCCCUCAUUCACUUCCUCCUCCGGGAAGAGUGGGCCUUAUCAGACCGCGGUAACCUCUGUGUUCCAAACCGAUAUCCUCAACCCGACCGGACUUGUCACCUCGGUGGACGGAACUAUUGUCAGAGAUGGAAAAACGACCCUUUACACGUCCCUCGUUUAUGGCACAUUUAUUGGGAAGAGUUACGCUCAAGUGAUCAAGAGUACGAGCCGUGUCGUUAAAGCGGCCGUGUCAUCCUCCGUUCUUCCAACCAGGUCAACCAUCCGACCCACGAGUGUGGCCAAGUUGCCAAAAUCCAGUCCAAAAUCCGUUGCUCCGAUUUACUACGAGUUCUCCACCACGACGCAGAGCAGCACGGAUAAUGGUGACGAUGUAGAGACGACUACAGCUGGAAAUGAUGUGGAUAGGAUGGAGGUCACCGUGUCAUCCACGACGCCGAGGUCAAAGGAGGUGGAUGACGAUAUUGAUGAUGAUCUUCCCACCACCACGGUUCGACUGGAAGAUUCCUUCGAUGACGACGACAUUACGACAACGACAGAGUUUUCCGAGGCGGAAAAUGAAAUUGGGAGAAAGCGAAAGGUCGCUGGCAAUGCGAAGGACCAAAUUAUCGUUGAUCUUGAAGCCUCCCCAGUUCCAUCAGGGCAAGAUGAACAAGAUCAAACCGUCUAUGUGACAAGGACCCUGCCCACAACUGUUUUCCGAACUUGGACCUACUUUACCACAUUUUUCAUCCCAGAAGAGGGAUCUACUUCGACGAAAAUAGUUUCGCGAGAAGUCACCUCGAGUGCGGUUGGAUUGGUCAGAAAAACUUUCACCAAUCUCGUCGUCCCCACGAGCAGUAGUACACUUGAGGAUGAUGAAGAGGCCACCAAACCCUCAGCCGUGGUAACCAAACCAAAGCGGAUCAGGGGCAAGGAUGGCGGUGCACAGGCUCAGGUCAUUUACAAGACGCUCUUUACGACAUACACUUACCUAACAACAUUUUUUAGUGGGCAAACAUCUAGCGUAGCGUCACGAGAGGAAACAGUCUCCAACAUUGUAACAGUAACUUCCUCGCAAGGAAUAGCUCUCACAAAAUCUUUCGCGACUGACUCGACCAUCACGCCAACGUCGUCAUCUUCAACCGUAGCCAGAUCCCGAUAUAAGACGAUUGCACCCCGUCUCAGCAGCACCAACUCGAUCAACACUCCAAACCUGGGGGCGUCAUCCUCCUCAAUCCGUACUCGAGGACGUGCCUCCACAAUUCUUCGUCAAAAGGUUGUCCCCUCCUCCUCCACUACGGAAGAAGUGGACGAUGAUAACCGGGCUACGGACGAAAUUGAGUAUCAGUCCGUCACGAAAACGCUGCUCCGAACUUUUUUCACUACAUUCACUUUUGUAACUACAUUGUUUGGAGAGGACACUUCGAUCAAGUCGAGAACCGAAAUUAUCACAAAUGUGGUCCCAUAUGUGACCAAGACCUUAGCGCCAAUCACACCCAGUUCUGUCCCAACGGCACCACCGAUUAGUGACGAGUAUGACGAAGGGGAAGAAAGUAUAUCGGCGUCAUCCUCAUUUAAAAUGUCCAAUAAUCCAAAGAGCAAGGUGAAGGAGACCACUUUUUACACGACGUAUACUUAUUUAUCGAGUAUUUUUAAAGGAAAAACUUCCACCGUCAAGACGUCGAAACAAACGUACACCAACAUUCUCGUCGCAGAUGCCACGAUCCGAUCCGGAUAUGUGGAGCCGAUCGCACCCACUCAAUUAUCGGGACGAUCAGUCUCCUCAGCAUCGUCAGCGACAACGCGCACUCCUAAAUUCGUUACGAAUGAGAUUGACAGUGUGGACGCGGAUGUCACUGUGACUACCCAAAAUCCCGACCAGUACGAGCUCGAGGGAUCUGAAGAUAUCGGCAUCACUACGACACGACCAGAUUCUUACGACGAUAAGGACGAUGAUGAUGUAAACGAUGUCAUCGCCAAGUCGAAAACCCCUCUGCUCAAAACCCUGUAUACUACAUAUAGUUUUUACACUACAUACUACAAGGGAGGUUCCUCCACUGUGAGUUCGCGACUAGAAACCAAAAGCCAAGUGGUCACAGACACGGCUGGACUUGGUGACGAUGAGGAUGACGAGGUCAGUGUGAAGGCACCACUCCUCUCCACGAUCGACCCCAUUUAUCCGGUAACCUACUUCACUACUCUGACUUAUUGGACUACCAGUUUUAAGGAUGGGAACAGUAUUGUGACCUCGCGAGAGGAAACGGUCACCAAUGUCGUCACUCCAGAUCCGGGAGCUUCCUUGUCGCCAAGUUCGACAGAGGUGAACGAGAUUGUCCCGACAUCUUCAGCGGCUCAGGAGGUCGAGCUGACCACGUUCUUUACAACCUACACGUAUUUUACAAGCUCAUAUCUUGGCGAGAAAACUGUUAUCAACUCGCGCCUCGAAACGGUCACGAACGUAAUUACGGGAACGGUCAGCCCAACAUCGACUCAAACAGCACGCGCCAUCGGUGGCACGGCCAAACCUGGAGAGCAAAAAGUCACCGGAAAUGACAAGGACGAAUACGAAGAUUACGCGACUGGUCUGCUCUCAACCAUCGUGUCCACUUCUGUCCACGAUGGAACGACAACGCUGUACUCGACCGACGUCUUUGGCACUUUGAUUGAUGGAAUUUACGCACAAGUUUUAGAAUCCACGUCAAAGGUCGUCACCCCCACGUUGGCCUCCGCCUUUACUCGCUUCUUCCCGGAAGCAAGUGAAUCUGUGACGGGUGUGGUUUCAGUCAAUGAAGGCAAGACGGUCGAGGCUGGGAAGGAUCGCACCACAUUUUUCGCCACGACGGCCUACGGAACAGUGAUCGAUGGACAGUACGCCCACCUCGUGGAAAGCACUUCCUCCCAGAAAGGAAAUGCAAAGACGGACGAUGCUGCCCAAUUCCAAAAAACUGGUCUUGUCCGAGUCAUCGAUGGCACGUUGGUGGAAGGUGACCACACUACUUUCUACACGUCCUCCAUCCUGGGAACUUUUGUGGAUGGGCAAUACGCACAAGUUAUCGAGUCCACGUCCCGAUUUAUCAUCAACCCCACAAAAACUGAGGAUGGUCUCGUCUCAAAAACCGUAUUUGUCGAUGUGGAAAGCUCCGUCACUGAAUCCAGCAGUAGCCAAAAUAAUGAUGAUGACGACGAGGCUGUGACUACAACAACGGAGAAGGACAAAUCUUCAUCGGAAGAGGUGACCACCAAAAAGUUGGGAAUUGUUCCACCCCGACCACGAUUCGGAUCUGGUAACAGGGCGUCUUCUUCUCGUCUCUCUUUUACCGGAAGUUCAAAAGUUGCUCCGACCAUCACUCCAUUCGCGAGCAGGAGUCGACCCUCCGGUUUUACACCGAGAAAACGAACCUCCACCCCGGUAAUUGUUGCCUCCAAGACGGAAGAUGCGUCAUCAUCGUCAUCUCCGUCAACUUCCGUUCUUAGCAGAGGUGGUUUCCAGGCGAAGAGACGUUUCCAAAAACCGGGCGGUGAUUCCAACAAUGUAAACGCGGAUGGAACAACGACACCAACGCCGGCCUUGCCAGCAUCCAGAUCGCGAGGAAACGGCCGCUUUACGAAACCCGUUGUGGGAGGAAAGUCGCGUUUUGACAAGUCAAAUUCCGCCGCCUCAGCAUCGUCAGCCUCAAUUUCUCCGUCCAGCGCGAGUGGGGGGACUGGUUCCAGUGGGGGCAGCUUUUCCAAGAGUAGGAGCACUUUUGCGCCACGAGGUUCCUCCGUUGCUGGAGGAGGGAGAAGUCGAACCUCCGUCCCGGGCGGAAUUAGGGCGACAUCUUCGCUAGGAGGAGUUCGUAGUGGGGCGAGUUCUAGUUCAAGAUUCGUUCCGGGUGGGAGAGGGCGGGCAUCGUCGUCAGCGAUUAAUCCAACUGCGACACAAACAUCCACCGUGACCCCAACCUUGUUGUCUUCACCGGCAGUGUCAGAGUAUACCGAUACUGAAUAUGAAUAUACUGAUGGCGGCUCCUCCUCCACAGUGUCGACGACAAGCUCGACGACAGAAUCGCCAAGAAGUAGAUAUGGCGGUGGUGGAAAUAGAUUCCGUCUUAGUAACAAACUCUCGACGCCAACGGCGACAGGAACCACGACAUCUCGCCCAACCACGAGAGGAAGUCCACUAAAUUUGAGACGAUUUUCAAAACCAACAAUCCCCACGAGAGGAACUACUACCCCGGCACCGGUCACAUCUUCCACCGCCGAGGGUGGAGACGACACCUCCAUUUCAAAACCGACGAACGACCAAGAGUACACUCUUGAAAAUGAGUAUGACGUCGAAUCUCCCUCCACAUCAACGACGACCACGACCAGUACGACGAAACCUAUCGGGGGACGAGCUCCAUUCGGAAGUAGGAAACCACUUACUGCCUCUUCCGCACCAAGACCAACUUCCCGACCUGCACCAGUACCAGCUAACCGCGGUCGUGCUGCUGCCACAACUUCCGCACCUGUCGCACAAACCACGACACGUCGAAUCUACACACCACGACCGAGACCAGCCGGAUCCCUAUUUCCCAAAGCGGUAGGACCCUUGGCGAGAACAACGACGACCGUUUCUCCCGCCCAUGCCGACGAGGAAUAUUAUGAAGAAGGCGAAUUUGAGUAUCAGGAGAGUAAAAAUUUACCCAAUCCUGACCAACUCGUCCUCAAUGCGGGUAGUAGUAAUGCAACGGUGACGACCCAACAAGUAGCAGCAGGCUCUGAGCUGUCACCAAUGAGAGUACAAGCACCACCAGACAUGGUUAGCGACAUUUUCGGCGUCCACCCGUCAUCUUCAGUCGGCUUACAAGAAGAAGACGACGCAGCAGCCUCUCUUCUGAGCAGGAGGAGGAAAAGGUCUCCAAAUUCCAGACUAUGAGUACGAGUACGUGUACGACACUGACGACCAACAACAACCUGCCCCACCAUCACCACCACGCACCACAGCUGCAUCACCACCACCACCACCACCACCCCGACAACUAUCUCCCUCCUCCCGAUUCAGGGGACGCAUCCAACCGACACCCGCAUCCACGACGGCAUCCCCCGCGAGACGUACACCUUUUACUUUGACGCAUAAUACAAACUCUGCUAAUAAUAAUAAUAAUAUUCGUACCCCAACCCGAUCACGAGGUCCGACUAGGGCAUCGGCACCAUCAUCCACGUCACGCCCCUUCAUCCCGUCACGACCUAGGUCAUCAUCCUCUCGAAAUUCUCGACCUUCGACAGACUCUCGUCUCACUACAACGACUAGUAGAACUUCUCGGUUUAGAAAUCGGUACAAUUCUCGCGACUCACUAACCACCCCUGCCCCUCCACUUUCUCGCUCCUCCUCAAAUUCCGCAAACUCCCGCUUUGGUUCCGCCUUAACUCGUUCGCGAGGAAGUUCCAGUAUUAAUUCGAACCCUGACCCUGUUUUUGAACCUUCCGCAACGAUCACGGUCACCCACUACGUCCCGGCAGAGACUUCGAUUCCAUUCGUGAACGGAAAGUCGACCGAGUAUAAGACGGUGGUCACUCAGUCUCCGUCCGUCCAAGUUUUGGCCCCGUAUCAAUACACACAGUCUGACUAUUUGGGAAAACCUGCCCUCGUAAUUAUUUCCGAGGAGACGUCCAUGCCAUCCUUCGGGGUGACGGAGGUGACCCGAUAUCUCAUCAGGGAGAGUCCCACGACGUCCGUGACCUUUACCCCGACUACGAUCAGGGGGAGGAAAACGUCCUUUUCGCAUAUCGUCCCCUCCACCGUGUAUUCAG
Folsomia candida is the source of this 8678-nucleotide messenger RNA. RefSeq names its product mucin-17. NCBI's taxonomy places the organism in Eukaryota, Metazoa, Arthropoda, Collembola, Entomobryomorpha, Isotomidae. The record is from RefSeq and is a predicted model, not a curated record. Gene Ontology annotation, molecular function: protein binding. Bases 529 to 7803 code for a protein of 2424 amino acids. The transcript has 9 exons.